UGAGCUCCCAUUCAUUUCCUGAGAACUGCCCUGAGCAGCUGAGAGGAGCUGAGAGGGGAGGGAGUCACACACACAGACACACACAUAUACACACAAACAGAGAGACAGACAGAGAGGACUGUAUAAGGAAGACAGUUUCUGUCGCUCUUCAGCUCCUGGUCAGACGCCAUCAAUAACAGGAUGUUAAUGUUAGACGGAAUGCCUGCAGUCCGAGUCAAAGCAGAACCUCUGGAAUCUGAGAGAGGGUCACCCAAAGUGCACGGCUAUCCUGAUAUGGAGACUGUGCCGCUCCUGCUCAGCAAAGUGAAGGCAGAACCUCCAGAAGACCUGCUCUCAUCCGAGCAGUUCCAAACCCAGACAGAGCCUGUAGACCUGUCCAUCAACAAGACAAGGACAUCAUCACCUUCCUCCAACACCUCAGCCUUCUCUCCAUCUUCAUCAUCGUCAUCCUCACCUUCUGUCAUCACCUCAGUCUCCUCGGGAAUGCCGUCCGUUUUGACACCCGGGUCCUUGGUGGGCUCUCCUCAUGGAGUUAGAGGCCAGCAAUUUUUGCACAUCAUCCACCCCGUCCGCCCUUCCAGCCCCAGUAAACUUCCCAGUCAGGUGCACCGUAUCCCUGUGGUGGUGCAGUCGCUGCCCCUCAUGUACACCACAGCCGUUCACUCCCCGGCAACCCUCAACUCCACAAUCAUGUUACCUCUCCUGGACGAGGCCAAGUACCAGGGCAAAGCACAAACAGACCCCAAUGGCCUGUCGCCAAGACAAAUCAAAAGUGACAGUGAUGAUGACGACCUGCCAAAUGUGACCUUGGACAGUGUUAAUGAAACAGGAUCGGCGGCGCUGUCUAUAGCACGAGCAGUCCAGGAUUCCAUGUCACCAUUCAGUAUUGAGAGCAUUCGACGGCCACAGCCUUCUGAAUCUCCAGACUCCAAGAAAAGACGCAUCCACAGGUGUGAUUUUGCAGGGUGUAAUAAAGUUUAUACCAAGAGCUCCCAUUUAAAGGCACACCGGAGGACACACACAGGUGAGAAGCCAUACAAGUGCACCUGGGACGGCUGCACAUGGAAGUUCGCCCGCUCAGACGAGUUGACACGGCAUUACCGUAAACACACUGGGGUCAAACCCUUUAAGUGCGGGGACUGCGACCGAAGCUUUUCCCGCUCAGACCAUCUGGCCCUGCACCGUCGCAGACACAUGCUGGUUUGAAGCCACCCACUCACUCACUCGCACACACGGGAGAGCUGGAUCUCCCCCAAAAGUGUUCAGCUGGGCUGGACACAGAAAUGGCCAUCCCUGCCCCUGAGAGUGAGGAUAAAAGAGCAAGCCAAGGAGGAGUAAGAUGCUUUCCCCACAUUUGCAGAGCUAAACGGGGUCAAUUCAGGAAAGGGAGGUGUCCUGAAACAUUUGGAGUCCAGUACGUUGAUUGUCUCAUGUCUGGUCAAAGGAUUAUUUCACUCGGACAAACGGUUUGUUUUUUGAUUUUUCCUUUCUUAAUCAUCCGUGUGGUCUGUUUAAAGAUGGCUGCUUCUCACUCAACAUCUACAAUGUAAAAAAAAAACGCAGAGUGGAAUGGCUUUAUGUGUUGUUCUGACAGAUGCAAAAGGGGAGCGUGACUGUGAAUUGGUGUGCUUGCACAAUUUUUUACAUUUACCUUUUUGCGGAACAAGAGCCAGAAGUAUCUGAGAAAGGAUUAUGAGGAUCUUCUAAUGAUGAAGACUUUGGGCCAGUGAUUCCAGAGGUUUCCAAGGUUGCCAUUUACAUGUUAACACACCAGCGAUUGAGUUUACACAACAAAAUGUUCAUUUUGGGUCAUAAUAUCUUCUGUUCCUCGAAACUAAAUUGAUUUGAAUUAGAUUAACAGACAAAGUAUAGGUGGGCUUCUGCUGUCUACUCUCCACAUUUGUCUUAAUUUCAUCUCAUUGAGUCACUAAUUAGGACAAUAUGUGUAAAUCUGGAUAAUGAGGGUCUACUCAGACAGGUAACUCGAGACAAAAGAGCAAUAUACUUAUUCUGACCCCCACAGGGGUGAGCUGACAGGGUCCUCACCCAUAUACAUGGUCAAAACUUUGGCUUUCUGCCAGUGCGCUUGGUUUUCUAUCAUUCAGAUACCUCUCCUAUUUAUAGUGGAUUUCUGGCAGAGGUGUGGUCUUUCACAACUUUCUAGGAUAUUAUGCUGAGGAAAUUUCUUGAAUGUCCUCUGUUUUCUUCUCCUUUUGUGAGAUUGCUCUUGAGCCUGAUGUCAGUUAUGGUCAGUAUACAGCACUGUUCAAUGGUUUGUUCUUCACUUUUGUAUUUAUGAAGCUACUUUGCAAACAUCACUGUAUCCAUUUGCUUAUUAUUUUGAUAACACUUCAGUUAAUUAAUGCAUUUGGUACCAUUGAACUAACAAUGUACAUUGCCAUUUAGACGUUUGGGGUCAGUAAGGAUUUUAAUGUUUUUGAAAAGUCUUUUAUGUUCACCAGGGCUGCAUUUAUUAGAUCAAAAUUAUGAAUCAAUAUUACAAUUCAAAAUGUGUUUUAUAAUUUAAAUAAUAUUUACAUAUAAUAUACAUAUAUAUUAAUAUAAAAUGGCAUUUAUUCUUAUUCCAGUCUACAGAGUCACAUGAUCCUUUAGUGCUCAAGAAACAUUUUCUAUUAAGUUGUGCUUAAUAUUAUAUUAUAUUAUAUUUGUGGAAAUCAUGAUACAGUUUGUUUCAGGAUUCUUCAGUGAUUAGAAAGUGAUUGAUUUGAAAUAGAAAUCUUUUGUAACAUUAUAAAUAACUGUCAAAUUUGAUCAGUUUAUUGGCUCCUUUCUGAAAAAAAAAGUUUAUUAUUAAAUAUAUUAUUAAGAGAAAGAAAAAAAAUAUGACCCCAAACUUUAUAAUGUACAAGCAUUUUUAAUCUAAGUAAAUGGUAAAUUAUAAAUAUAGUAUAGUUUUAUUCAUGAUAAAGUUAACCCUUAAUGUUAGUUAACCCUUGACAUGUUUAAAUGUACAGUAUGCUGUUGGUGUACAGUAUAGUAAUUAACAGUAACCCGGGUAAAUUAGUGCUGUUAAAGUAUUGUUCACGGUUAGGUCAUGAUACCUAAUGCAUUAAUAAUGUUAAUGAAUCCAACUUUAUCUUGAAGUGUUACCAAAGUACCAAUAAAAAAAAAAAAUCCACCCACAUAUAUCUUAGCAUCAUCCUAGCGUCCCAGCAAUUGAACAAUUUCCAAAGUCACCAGUAGAGGGCAGCCAGUGAGCUGGAUUACAAAGGGAUCACUGAUACGCUCUCUUAGUGCUUCUCUAUCUAUCUAUCUAUCUAUCUAUCUAUCUAUCUAUCUAUCUAUCUAUCUAUCUAUCUAUCUAUCUAUCUAUCUAUCUAUCUAUCUAUCUAUCUAUCUAUCUAUCUAUCUAUCUAUUUCUGUCUGUCUGUUUGUUGUUAUAGCAUUCUACGAGGGAUUUCUUAACUUAAACCUAGACACACUACACUAAGAAAAAGCAAUAUGCCGUACUUGUGUGAAUACACCUAAUUCAUUUCCAUACUAUACCCAGAUAAAUUCACUGUUCUGCAUGUUCCACGCUGUGCCGUUCACAUUAAGAUGUGAUGUGAGGUUUUUACUAAGAUGUCGAAGUUCAGUUUGUUUUUGUUUUUUGUUUUUUACAGUUUUUCUCAGUCGCUUUGGUGCAUUUCUCAAAUCAUCCUCAAUAUUUUCAAAAAAGUAUGUGCAUUUCUCAAAACAAUUCGUACAAACAGCACCACACAAUGGAUUACCUGCAAAAACCUGUAACUUAGACAGUACUGGACAGUAGAUAUUUAUUUCAAAAGUACAAAUUUACACGUUAUGUUGGAUGUUGAUUGAAGGAGACUGGAUAGAAUUCCCACUUACACUUUUACUAGUGGUCUGACAAAAAAAAAAAAAAAAAAAACACAUUACAAUGUCAUUGUAAUAUAGAAAAGGAAAAAGAAAUAUGGCAACGAAGAUGAAAAUAAGAAAGUCCAUUGUCAGAAUCUGUAACUUUUGUGUUGCUGCUGUCUACAUGCUUCCCAACUGAAGAUUCACGAGAUGAACCUUUGAGCUAUUUCAGAGAAAUGGUAUAUCAUUGGUUGAUCAAGUAGUUAGAAUUUCAUUUCUGAUUUGAGAAAGCGACUGAGAAAAACUGUAAAGGAGCGCUGUCAAAGUCUUCUGUCCCUGUGAUCCACAUGCACUUUCAAGUGGCCACAGAAAGCCUUGUGACCGCUUUUCAGAUGAUUAGAUAUACUAGAACUUGCAUUGACUUUACGGUCUGCCUGUGCUUGCAGGGGUGUUCAAACAUGCUGACUAAAUCUACAAUCAGUCACAGUGGCUGGGGCAUGUAGGGACUUUUUGUCACCAGCAAAAGGAAACAAACGUCAAAUGCUGUGAAAGGAAACGUAUCAGUAGAAACAUUCAUUACUUAGUAACCGUUUGUCCAUUAGAGAUAACCAAUCUAUUUCUAACAUUGUUUGUGUGUUUGUUUAUUCUGAAGUAUUAUGAUGCACCAUGUUUUAUGUUCCUCACUAUGUAUUUAUGGACACACGUGUGUAUCCUGUUGUAUAUGGGCUUGAACAUAACAUGAGCACCUUGUUUUUAUGAAGUAUGGAAGUAAUUAUUUUAAGAUAGACAUGACAUUAAUCGCCGAUGUAUCAUAUAAUCAUAUUCUGUAUUUUGAAGCGUGUCUGUAAUGUGAGGCACUUCAUCUGCAUAUGACUAUUUUCUGUACAAAAAAAAAAAAAAUACUUUUAAGAUGUUGUAAUAUAUGUGAAAGUGAAAAGAUAUUGCUCCGUUUUACAGGCUGUAAAUACCUAUUAAAACAGGGCUUUUUUUAAUACAAGGGAUUAUUAUCUUUAUACGUAAUUUGCAGAUUUUUCAGAGACAUUCAUUCAGCUAAAAUAAAAGAAAAAAUAUUCAACCGUUCAAUGUUUGAGAGAAAAAAGGCUUGUCAUCUUAAAGGGAUAUUUCAGCCAAAAAACAAAAACAAAAUCUGUCAGCGUUUAUUCACCCUCAUGUCACUCCAAACCAAUACGACUUUUUUUUCUUUUUCUGAGAAACACAAAACAAGUGCUGUUGUGUUCUACAAAAGAAAGAAAUUCAGGUUUGGAACUAAAUGGCGACAGAAUUUUCAAUUUUGGGCUGAACUGUCCCUGUGAAUGCACAUGCAGGGCUGGUUUAAGUGAAACCGAUAGCAGUUGCAUGCAGUUUUUAUGAGCAAUUAAAUCAAAUGUUCAGCUCAUUACAGUAUUCAGGCGCUGCCGCCUCAUUUUUAGCAAUUUUAAUGUUUUUAUACUGACUCUAAAAAUGUGAAUAAAGCAAAAACAUCCCAAAUGAAAUGAGCAUUUCCAAAACAGUAUUCAAGAGUCAUGAUGAGCAACCGGUAAGAUACCAGUAAGAUUUAAUUUCUUUUACUCAAUUCUGCAUUACUUUCCCUCCCCUUUGGCAUUCUUAUGUUUUUUGUGGCAUAAUUUUGUAAAGGUAAACAGGGUCAAAGUUAUGCAAUAAUGAUGAGUGCCUAUAGUAUUAAGAUUUUCACCGUUUCCCUGGUUUAAUAACCCAGACAUGACACAAAGAUCUGUUCCUUUGAAAUGCACUGAGCCUCAUGAACCAUUUCGAAGCUGUAAAUAUCCCGGUUGGUGUUUCUUGAGCAUUCUUUAUCUGUCUCCUAUGGAAGCCGCAUAAGAUUUAUAUGGUAUUACUCACCUAAGGACACAUUUGUUUAAUUAACAGGACUCUGGUUUACCUCUAACUUUAUAAAAUCGUGUGAACUUCUCAUGCAUCCCCAGUUAUGGAAAUCGCAGGAAAUAUUCUGAAUGUUAAGACACUGGUGGUACUGCAUAAUUCCUCCGUGAACAGCAUUUCGCCCUUGAGUCUCUGUAAAAUAUUGCCUUAGUUUAUGUAUUUACUUUACUUUCUUUGGAAUCAAGUAUUUACUCAAUGGCCUUUGUUUCUUGUUUUGCUGAUAUUCUGUAAUUAUCUUUCUUGUAUUUAUGUAUAGUGUGCGUAUUGUAAAUAUAUUCAGAGCUUUCCCCCCUUUUUUUGGUUUUACUGUAAAGUUGUGAUAUUUUACCCUGCUAUACUUCAAGGGAUUCCCUUCCCAUUGGAUCCUGCUGGAGGUUGUCACAUCCCAGUCGUUUCAGAGGUUGAAAGUGUUUCAGCUUUAUUUUGCUUCUCCAGAAGUUGUCUAAAUAUUCUGUGCUUUGGCUAUUCUCUGUAUUUUCUUUCUUUUUUUUCAGAAGAUUGAGCUGUGAAUUGAAAUUGAGGUUACACAUUAUACUUGUUUGAUAAUCUAAUCGGAGGCAUGGAAGUUAAUAAACUUGCAUUUUGUAUGGAACAUAAA
Carassius gibelio (silver crucian carp) is the source of this 6310-nucleotide messenger RNA. Its product is annotated as Krueppel-like factor 12. Bases 181 to 1206 code for a protein of 341 amino acids. The transcript has 6 exons. Gene Ontology annotation, biological process: regulation of transcription by RNA polymerase II. The record is from RefSeq and is a predicted model, not a curated record. Gene Ontology annotation, molecular function: RNA polymerase II cis-regulatory region sequence-specific DNA binding; DNA-binding transcription factor activity, RNA polymerase II-specific. NCBI's taxonomy places the organism in Eukaryota, Metazoa, Chordata, Actinopteri, Cypriniformes, Cyprinidae.